UCUCUCCUCCCUCUCUCUCUCUCUCUCUAGCUCCAGCAGCAAUGGCUUCCGCCUCCUCCCUCGCCCUCUCCCAGGCCGUCUUGCCGCGAUCCGCCGCCGCCGUCCCCCAUGGCGCCAGCCCGUCUCCCGCCUCCGACCGCCUCUCCAUCCCCUCCCCCUCCCUCCCCGCCUUCUCCGGCCUCAAGUCCUCCCCCGCCGGUCGCGCCCCCGCCUCCGCCCAGGCCCACCGCCGCCGCCGCCUCGCCCUCGCCACCGCCGCCCGGCCCGUCAGGGCGGCCGCCGCCGUCGAGACCCUCGGCGGCGCCGCCACCGAGGCCGCCCUCAUCGAGAAAUCGGUCAACGCCAUCCGGUUCCUGGCCAUCGACGCCGUCGAGAAGGCGAACUCCGGCCACCCGGGACUGCCCAUGGGUUGCGCCCCGAUGGGCCACAUCCUGUACGACGAGAUCAUGAGGUACAACCCCAAGAACCCCUACUGGUUCAACCGCGAUCGGUUCGUGUUGUCGGCCGGGCACGGUUGCAUGCUGCAGUACGCCCUGUUGCAUCUCGCCGGGUACGACAGCGUCAAGGAGGAGGAUUUGAAGAGUUUCCGUCAGUGGGAAAGCAAGACACCUGGGCAUCCUGAGAACUUUGAGACACCCGGUGUUGAAGUUACGACAGGUCCACUUGGACAAGGAAUUGCCAAUGCUGUUGGUUUAGCUCUUGCGGAGAAGCAUUUGGCUGCUCGUUUCAACAAACCAGACAAUGAAAUUAUUGACCACUACACAUAUGUCGUUCUCGGAGAUGGUUGUCAAAUGGAAGGCAUUGGCAAUGAAGCUUGUUCCCUCGCUGGGCACUGGGGACUUGGGAAGCUGAUUGCCUUCUAUGACGACAACCACAUCUCCAUCGAUGGUAACACGGAGAUUGCAUUCACCGAGAGUGUCGACAAACGUUUUGAGGGUCUAGGUUGGCACGUUAUAUGGGUGAAGAAUGGUAACACUGGUUAUGAUGAAAUUCGUGCUGCCAUCAAGGAAGCAAAGGCUGUUAAAGACAAGCCUACUUUGAUUAAGGUAACUACAACCAUAGGUUAUGGUUCACCGAACAAGGCCAACAGCUACAGUGUACAUGGUAGUGCACUGGGGGCCAAGGAAGUUGAUGCAACUAGGAAGAACCUCGGAUGGCCACAUGAGCCUUUCCAUGUGCCUGAGGAAGUUAAAAAGCACUGGAGUCGCCAUGUUCCUGCUGGUGCUGCUUUUGAAGCUGAAUGGAAUGCAAAAUUCGCUGCAUACGAGAAGAAAUACAAGGAUGAAGCUGCAGAGCUGAAAUCUAUCACUAAGGGCGAGCUACCUGCUGGUUGGGAGAAAGCCCUGCCGACAUACACUCCAGAGAUUCCAGCGGACGCUACCAGAAACCUCUCUCAACAAUGCCUCAAUGCCCUCGCGAAGGUGGUCCCUGGUCUUCUUGGUGGAAGUGCAGAUCUUGCUUCCUCCAACAUGACUCUGCUCAAAAUGUUCGGCAAUUUCCAAAAGGAUACCCCCGAGGAACGUAAUGUUAGAUUUGGUGUUAGGGAGCACGGAAUGGGGGCCAUCUGCAAUGGGAUUGCUCUCCAUAGCCCGGGGCUCAUCCCGUACUGUGCCACCUUCUUUGUCUUCACCGACUACAUGAGGGCCGCGAUGAGAAUCUCUGCGCUCGCUGAAGCUAGAGUCAUCUAUGUCAUGACCCACGAUUCUAUUGGUCUUGGAGAGGAUGGGCCCACGCAUCAGCCAAUUGAGCACUUGGCUAGCUUCCGUGCUAUGCCAAACAUUCUUAUGCUCCGCCCAGCUGAUGGGAAUGAAACUGCCGGUGCAUACAAGGUCGCUGUUCUCAACAGGAAGAGACCUUCUGUCCUCGCUCUCUCCAGGCAAAAGCUUCCCAAUCUUCCUGGUACCUCCAUUGAAGGAGUCGCGAAGGGAGGCUAUGUAAUCUCUGACAAUUCCUCAGGCAACAAGCCAGAUGUUAUUCUGAUUGGAACUGGUUCUGAGUUGGAAAUCGCUGCGAAAGCGGCGGAUGAGCUCCGGAAGGAAGGCAAGGCUGUGAGAGUUGUGUCCUUUGUUUCUUGGGAACUUUUCGACGAGCAAUCUCCCGAGUACAAGGAGAGUGUGUUGCCUUCUGCUGUAUCAGCUAGAGUCAGCAUCGAAGCUGGAACAACUUUUGGGUGGGAAAAGAUCGUUGGAAGCAAAGGUAAGGCUAUCGGAAUUGACAGAUUCGGUGCCAGUGCUCCUGCAGGUAAAAUAUACAAGGAAUUCGGCCUUACUGUGGAGGCGGUCAUUGCUGCAGCCAAGCAAGUGUCUUAGGCUAAGUGGUACUCUGUUUAUCUUGUCAUUUUUUCUUGGGAUUUGAGUUUUGGAGCAGAGCUUAAAUGGAGACGUCACUUAAGAGAUCUUCACGAGGUCUCUUGUGCUUUAAUAAAGGGGAACUAUGAAGUUUUCGACCGCUUGAAUUUCCUCAAUGCAGCAAAACGUAGAUUCAGAAUGGAGCAGAUUGAGUAACAUUGCAUUUGUAUAAACACUUGGAGCUUCUACUUCUUGAGAUUUGUAUUGACUUGUGGCUGAAUCACAUGAAGCACAUUUAUACUCCA
Syzygium oleosum is the source of this 2593-nucleotide messenger RNA. Its product is annotated as transketolase, chloroplastic. The transcript is spliced from 7 exons. The record is from RefSeq and is a predicted model, not a curated record. Gene Ontology annotation, molecular function: transketolase activity. Gene Ontology annotation, cellular component: cytosol. Gene Ontology annotation, biological process: pentose-phosphate shunt. The coding region runs from base 42 to 2309 and encodes 755 amino acids. NCBI's taxonomy places the organism in Eukaryota, Viridiplantae, Streptophyta, Magnoliopsida, Myrtales, Myrtaceae.